Molecule: messenger RNA, 1119 nt
Organism: Peniophora sp. CBMAI 1063
Lineage: Eukaryota; Fungi; Basidiomycota; Agaricomycetes; Russulales; Peniophoraceae
Source: the annotation of a GenBank genome assembly
AUGCUCGUCGACUACGGCUCAGACAGUGAUGACGCGGGAUCUCCGCCACCCGCGCCCACCCCUGCGCCUGCUCCGAAGAAGAAGGCCCCGAAGAAGAUUAUUGCCAUUGAACCUUCCAAGAAAGACUUGCCCGACCCAGAGGAGGAGCGGCCGGCGAAACGCGCGCGGAUAGACAACGGCAAGGGCGCGGGCACCUCGUCGUUAUUCUCGAUGCUGCCCGCGCCCAAGGUCGCGAAUCCGGUGAAGGCGCCGAAGCAGGAGGAGCGGGUGUUGGGUGGAGGAGGAAAGCCGGGUCUCGUGUUCAACACCGCGCGGAGUGCGCCCUCGGUUGUGGCCCCAGCGCCAGUUGAGGCUGCCGACGAAGAUGAUGAAGCUGAGGAGAGUGGCACGUCAGUUGUUGAGAAGAAGGCGGAGAAACCGGCCGCGGCAUCUGGGUUGUUCAUGCCUACGAAUGUACGAAGAGGCAAGGCGAACGUCUCGCUCGAUGAGUUCACUGUCCGGCAAGCACCGAAACCCGCCUCUACGGCCAAACCGGCACCAUCUGCAGCACCGGCUGUUGACUUCUUUGGCCUCGAUGCAUCUACAUCCUCUGCUGCCACAUCUCGCCUCCCUUCACUUCCUAAAGUGUCCUCCGCGCCGAAAGUGGAAGAAUACGUCCCGCCAGAACCGCAGCCUACGGACCCCUACCCAGGCUACUACCAGCUCCCCUCGGGUGAAUGGGCCGCCUACGAAACGGCCUACUACUCCGCAUUCCUCAAACGCUGGCAAGCCGAGUAUGACGCGCACGUGCGAGACCUGGAGAAGAACCCCAUGAAGGGCUUUGAGGGCUACGACGAGAGUGCAGCAGAGGUCAACGCAGCGGCGGAGAUGGAGCGUGCGAGAGAGGAGAUAAAGGAGCGCGAGGACAGGAAAGCGUUGACAAUGGGCGACGUAACGGGUGCAGAGCCCAAGAAGCCGAAUAUGAACAUUGGAGGCGCGAAGUUGGGCAAGGGAGCGAGGACGAGGCAUCAGCUCACGACACUGCUCGCGGACGCGUAUUCCAACCGCGAGGCACUGGAGGCGAAGAUUGCGGAGGGGAAACGCAACAGGAAGGAGGCGGGCAACAAGUACGGCUUUUGA